AUGGUCAGCGCUCGGACUCUCCUCCUUGCGGCCACCUGCUGCUGCGCCUACCUGUGGCUCGCCCAGGCAGAGGACUCCUCGUUGGAGACGCGCGCUUUGGAUUUCCCGCUUAAGUCCCAACAGGAGAAAGACCUGAUUGACGCUUUACAAGAAGUUCUGGUUAAACUGAGGAGCAAAGAGAUGCCCUUAGAGAAAAAACUGGGCUGGCUGCCGUCGUGUGACGCAGGGGAGCCAUGCGCCGUGCGUAAAGGCGCUCGUAUCGGCACACUGUGCGGCUGCCCCCGGGGGACUGCCUGUAACUUUUAUGUCCUCAAAUGUUUGUGAAAGAAAAAUCUAAAGAAGGUGCAAGAAACACAAGAGAGGGUUCAGGGGGUUGGAGUGACAGAAAGAGGCUAUAAUCCCUCAGCAAUG
Messenger RNA from Scomber scombrus (Atlantic mackerel), 411 nucleotides. RefSeq names its product cocaine- and amphetamine-regulated transcript protein-like. Gene Ontology annotation, molecular function: neuropeptide hormone activity. The record is from RefSeq and is a predicted model, not a curated record. Gene Ontology annotation, biological process: G protein-coupled receptor signaling pathway; negative regulation of appetite; cellular response to starvation. The coding region runs from base 1 to 324 and encodes 107 amino acids. The transcript is spliced from 3 exons. NCBI's taxonomy places the organism in Eukaryota, Metazoa, Chordata, Actinopteri, Scombriformes, Scombridae.